Messenger RNA from Mesorhabditis spiculigera, 369 nucleotides. Lineage: Eukaryota; Metazoa; Nematoda; Chromadorea; Rhabditida; Rhabditidae. The record is from the annotation of a GenBank genome assembly.
AUGUUCGUGCCGGACUUUGUCACGUACACCUAUGCAACGCCCGGCUGGUUUCUGCCCUGGUACGACAAUGGGCUGUACGCAUUUCAUGGGGAUGGUUCGGUGGAAUUCUUCAAAUCUUGCAAAAAUCAUCGCUGUAAUACUUUUGCUAUUAGUGAUUUUACCGCCAGGCCAACCGUAGAAUGCUAUACAUCGAGGUCGGAAAAUUUAUUUGGCGAUAAUUGCCGCGGACAUUAUUGUGUUUAUUUUUACAUAGUUCAGACCUCGAUAUACAAGACCAACGGAAAAUUCCGGACGUAUCUGUGCGCGGAAGAUUUUUGUAAUAAAGACGAAAAGACUGCAAAUGCCUCAAUUUAUGGGCAGGCCAACUUA